This is a messenger RNA of Agelaius phoeniceus (red-winged blackbird), 3023 nucleotides long. The record is from RefSeq and is a predicted model, not a curated record. NCBI's taxonomy places the organism in Eukaryota, Metazoa, Chordata, Aves, Passeriformes, Icteridae.
AGGAGCUGAGCAUGGAGAGCAGCGAGGAGCCGGUGGCCGAGGCCGUUUUGAGCGGCUCCAGGGCGCAGGGAGAAGCCAGCGGGGAGGAGAAGCCGCGGAGAUGCCUGAGCAGGAGGGGCUGCAAACGCAGAGCGCGGGGAUCCGAGGGGCAAAGAGCCGGCCUGGGCCAGGGAGGGGCUCAGAGCCCCGAGCUGGGGCUCCGGGAGCAGCUCCAGGAUGGGCAGGAGAAGCCCCAGGAGCGCUCGGAGUGCGGGAAGAGCUUCAGCAGGAGCUCCGAGCUGGGUGCCCACCUGAAGAACCACAUGGAGCAACACCCGGGAUCUGAGAGGGAAAAACCCACCCUGGACCUGGGUCAGAGAUCAGAGCUGGGGCUCCGUGAGCAGCUCCAGGAUGGGCAGGAGAAGCCCCACGAGCGCUCGGAGUGCGGGAAGAGCUUCACCAAAAGGUCCCACCUGAUUGUCCACCUGAGGAACCACAUGGAACAACACCCGGGAUCUGAGGGAGAAAAACCCACCCUGGACCAGGGUCAGAGCUCAGAGCUGCGGGUCCGUGAGCAGCUCCAGGAUGGGCAGGAGAAGAAGCCCCACGAGUGCUUGGAAUGCGGGAAGAGCUUCAAGAGGAGAUCCUGCCUUGUUGUCCACCAAAAAAUCCACACGGGAUCUGAGGGGGAAAAACCCACCCUGGACCAGGGUCAGAGCUCAGAGCUGGGACUCCAAGAGCAGCUCCAGGAUGGGGAGAAGAAGCCCCACAAGUGUUUGGAAUGUGGGAAGAGCUUCACCAAAAGGUCCCACCUGAUUGUCCACCAGAGGAGCCACACGGGGAAGAAGCCCCACAAGUGUUUGGAGUGUGGGAAGAGCUUCAUGCUGAGCUUCCACCUGGUUGACCAUUCCAGAGUCCACACAGGAGAACGUCCCUACGAGUGUGGGCUGUGUGGGAAGAGCUUCACCAGCAGCUCCUACCUGAGGGUCCACCAGAGGAUGCACACCGGGGAGAAGCCCUACGAGUGCGGGCAGUGCAAGAAGAGGUUCCUGACCAGCUCCUACCUCCUCGUGCACCAGCGGAUCCACAAAGACGAGAAACCCUUCAGCUGCCCCGACUGCGGCAAGAGCUUCAGCCAGAAGUCCAACCUGGUCGUCCACCGGCGCAUCCACACCGAUGAGAGGCCCUACGAGUGUCCCCGGUGUGGGAAGGGCUUCAGGACAAACUGCCAGCUGGUUGUCCACCACAGGACGCACACGGGAGAGCGGCCCUACGAGUGUGGGCAGUGCGGGAAGAGCUUCAGCAGCAACUCCCAGCUGAUUUUUCACCGGAGGAGCCACACCGGCGAGAGGCCCUACGGGUGUCCCCAGUGCGGGAAGAGCUUCAGGGAGCGCUCGAGCCUCAACGUCCACCUCAGGAUCCACACUGGAGAACGGCCCUACAGGUGCGGGCAGUGCGGGAAGGGCUUCACCUCCAGCACGGGGCUGACCGUCCACCGCAGGAGGCACACGGGGGAGCGGCCCUACGGGUGCCCCCAGUGCGGGAAGAGCUUCAGGGAGCACUCGAGCCUCAAAGUCCACCUCAGGAUCCACACUGGAGAACGGCCCUACAGGUGCCCCCAGUGCGGGAAGGGCUUCAGGGAGCGUUCAAGCCUCAACGUCCACCUCAGGAUCCACACUGGAGAACGCCCCUACAGGUGCCCCCAGUGCGGGAAGGGCUUCACCUCCAGCACGGGGCUGACCGUCCACCGCAGGAGGCACACGGGGGAGCGGCCCUACGAGUGCCCCCAGUGCCCCAAGAGCUUCAGCAGGAGCUCCCAGCUGCUGGUGCACCUGAGGUGCCACACCGGCGAGAGGCCCUACGAGUGCCCCCAGUGCGGGAAGGGCUUCAGGGAGCGCUCCCAGCUGCUGGUGCACCUGAGGUGCCACACCGGCGAGAGGCCCUACGAGUGCCCCCAGUGCCCCAAGAGCUUCAGCGGGAGGUCCCAGCUGCUGGUGCACCUGAGGUGCCACACCGGCGAGAGGCCCUACGGGUGCGCCCAGUGCGGGAAGAGCUUCGCGACGAGCUCCUGCCUGAUGAAACACCGCCGGAGCCACACGGGGGAGAAGCCCUACGAGUGCGGGUGGUGCGGGAAGAGCUUCGUGGUGAGGUCCCACCUCAACACCCACCUGAGGACCCACACCGGGGAGAAACCCUUCGAGUGCCAGCUGUGCGGCAAGAGCUUCAGCACCAGGUCCUACCUGGUCGUCCACCAGCGGUUCCACAGCGGGGAGAGGCCCUACAAGUGCGGGGAGUGCGGGAAGAGCUUCGUCAUGUGCUCCCUGCUGAUCGUCCACCGGAGGAUCCACACCGGCGAGCGGCCCUACGUGUGCGACGUGUGCAGGAAGGGUUUCAGGAGCGGCUACCUUCUCCUGGUCCACCAGCGCUCGCACACGGACGAGAAACCCUUCCGGUGCCCCGACUGCGGCAAGGGCUUCAGGGAGAACUCCACCCUCACCGUCCACCGCCGCGUGCACACCGGGGAGAGGCCCUACCUGUGCCCCCAGUGCGGGAAAACCUUCAUGCUGAGCUCCCGCCUGCGGGCCCACCAGAGGAGCCACACGGGAGAACGUCCCCACAGGUGCGAGGAGUGCGGCAAGGGCUUCACCACCCGCCCGGGGCUGGUCCACCACCAGAGGAGCCACACCGGCGAGAAACCCUACGCGUGCGGGCAGUGCGGGAAGAGCUUCACCACCAGCUCCUGCCUGAGGUCCCACAAGAAGACGCACAGCGACGAGAAGCCCUUCGAGUGCCCGCUGUGCGGGAAGAGGUUCAGGGCGAGCUCCAGCCUCAGGAGGCACCAGAGCACGCACACGCGGGAGGAACCUUUGCACUGCGAGAAACCUUUCCGCUGUCCCGACUGCGGGAGGCGCUUCAAGCUCAACUCCUUCCUGGCCAAGCACCGGCUGAUCCACGCCGGGGACGGCCCCCGCGAGUGUCACCUGUGUGGCAAGAGGUUCUCGGCCAGUUCUCUCCUGGCCAGGCACCGGUGGAAGUUCCAUUGA